Branchiostoma floridae (Florida lancelet) is the source of this 1801-nucleotide messenger RNA. Its product is annotated as ras-related protein Rab-12-like. Gene Ontology annotation, molecular function: GTP binding; GTPase activity. Gene Ontology annotation, biological process: protein secretion; regulation of exocytosis; cellular response to insulin stimulus. The coding region runs from base 683 to 1387 and encodes 234 amino acids. The record is from RefSeq and is a predicted model, not a curated record. The transcript has 6 exons. Lineage: Eukaryota; Metazoa; Chordata; Leptocardii; Amphioxiformes; Branchiostomatidae. Gene Ontology annotation, cellular component: plasma membrane; synaptic vesicle; trans-Golgi network transport vesicle.
AGUCUGUCUAUCCUUGGUAGUUUCUGCAGCUUGAAUUAAGCAGUAAGGCGUUUUUGAUGCCGUUCGCAAAAGCACAAUUACUACUUGGGAACUCCCCGACCUUGUGCGCUAGUAUCAGAAAGGUUUCAAGUUAAUCCGAUUUACCGCCGGGAGAUAAAAAUCAGCUUUCGCAUUUCAGAGCGUCUUAAUCUUCGCGCGUGUGUGUGGACGUAAUGGCUGGUACUGAGAUGACAUCUAACGCUAAAAAGCAGCACUAUUAAGGCAAGUAGAAGCCCCAGUGUCCCUUAUUAAGCCUAUCCCUAUUUAACAUGACCCGUGGUCAAAUUUCACAUCUAUGAUGCCAAGCGUGGGUAGUUAUGUUUAGUUAGACUGUUUGAUGUACUGUAUGUGUUGACGUGAAGGCGUAUACGCACUACAUUGAAAGGUUCCAAGAAAGCGACUGCUUCCCACACACACAGUACACAGAACCGUCCCCUUUGAAACUGUAAGCGUGCCAGCCAUGGUUUUAGAAAAUCCAGGAGCCCUCGUGCUGUGUUAGCCAAAUUCGACCGCGCGACCCCGGCUAUAUUUAACUUGCCUUUUUCUUCCGACGAACGCUCCGCUCGCAAAUGAGGCCACUAAUCUGAAGGUGGCAAAAUUUUGGCGAUGAGAGGGAAGUGAUUGAGAGGUUGGGACUACUUGAAUGAAUAUGGAACAGAACAGUUCGUCAGGCGGUGCUCCCAGGGCAUCCCCGGCCGUGCCUGUCAGAAACCGUAGGCUUCCACAGAGACCGUUUGACUACAAGUUCCAGCUGAUUCUGAUCGGGGACCGAGGAGUCGGGAAGACGUGCAUAUUGGAGAGAUUUUCAGACGACACAUUCAGCAUAUCCAGUAAAUCCACCGUAGGUGUGGAUUUUAAGAUCAAGACGAUCAAAACAAAAGGAAAGACGAUACGACUGCAGAUAUGGGACACAGCGGGCCAAGAGAGGUUCAACUCCAUCUCUGCCGCCUACUACAGAGGCGCCAAGGGUGUGCUGGUCGUCUACGACAUCACCAAUGAAGAAACAUUCGAAAACUUGCCAAAGUGGCUUAUGAUGAUUGACAAACAUGCUGCUCCUGAUAUAGAAGUUAUUGUCAUUGGCAACAAGAAAGACAAAGAAGAACUAAGACAAGUAAGCACAGAAAGGGGAGAAAAGUUCGCCUAUGAGCACAACUGUCGGUUCUGUGAAGUCAGUGCCAAAGAAAACUUGAACGUCAAAGACGUCUUCUUGAAACUGGUAGAUGAUAUUGUAGAUAAGGUGCCUCCGGAAAUUGCCCCUUUCGGUUUCGAAGACACAAAGUUGUCCUUACCUCGGUCGGAACAAGGCGGGAGGGAACCAUCCAGGGUCUUCUGUUGCACGACGGGAUAGGACUCACCAAGAACACACAGGACGUCCCUUCACGAUUCCAUCUCUUCACAUUUGCUACAGUCGUUUAAAUUGUUGGGAAAAGACUAUUUCAUCAAAUACAUGGGUGUAACAGACGUAUUGACUAUCAUGUGUACUAUAAUUAUAAGCCUUCGUACUUGCCUCUUUCCUCCGAACAAGUGUCUUAUGUUAAAGAAACCAUCAGAUAGAAUUGGAAUAGAGGAGUUAAAAUAAAAGAGUACACAUUAAAUGAAUGAUUGAAGAUAUAUUAUUUGAUACUUUGUACAAUUUUCUUGUACAACCGAUCUGAAAACAAAGCAAAGCCGUGGCCCCUAUCCUCUCUUGUUCUCAUCCUAUAUAAAACACAUGACGGCCUUACGAAGCACUUUUGUGUUUUGCCCCCAUCCCCCCCCCCCC